GAAGUUGGGAUGUUUGGAUGGAGAACUUGGAAAAUGGCGAACACAUACAGAAUGACAGACAGAGACAUCAGACUGAUGAUACAGCUCCGAGCCACCAACGCCGCCAUCUUCACCGGCAGGAGGAACUCUGCCAUGAGAGGCUGGAGGUCAGUCUGGUUUCCAUUCAUGAAAACCAAAAAUAAAGCCUGGUGAGGGACUGAGCUGGAGGAAUGAGGAGUCACCGGUGGAUUUGCAAAAGGAGGGCAAUAAGAAAAGAGAUGGGCCUCCAAGGGAUGUUGUCAGCACGGCAGCUGAAGAAGAAGUGGGACAACUUGAAAGAGAAGUACAAGGUGCUGAAGAACCCUCCAGAGGGCAUGGAGACCUUGACCCUGCCCAGCUCCUGGCGCUGGUUCCACCUGAUGGAGGAGGCCAUGAGCGGCCGCCUGGCCGGGACCGCCAACAUCGUCCAGCCCUCCCUGAUGGACGAGGACGAGGAGCACAACGCAGCCCUGCCUCCGCUCAUUCUUCCCAACACGGGAGGAGCUUUUUCUGGACUGGGUGUAGCUGGAACGGGAGCUCUGGAGGGUGUCGGGACGCUGCGGGAGGUCCUGGAUCUAAAUGGAAUCGAAACGUGCGUUGUUGAGGCAGUGAAGAGAACUGAAUCACCUGCAGAGGUUGUUGGAGACGGAGUCCAUGUGAGACGCCCUGAGUGUAAGCCGACUGUGAUGAAGAGUCAACCUGUGAUAAACAAAAGCCAGACCGCUUCACUGUACGUCACCUUACUGCCUGACUGCAACGCAGAGACCAACAAGACGCCUUCCUCCUCCAGCAACAUCGUCAGGGAGGCAGCUGAGGUCGACAGGAAGCUGGCUGAGCUGCUGACAGAGAGACAGGCUCUGGAGAGAGAGCAGGCCGAGUUCGACAGAGAGUUGAUAGCUUUAGAAAGAGACAGAGAGCUGCUGGACAGAGACAAGGCCACUCUCGAGCGAGACAGAACGACUGUAGAGAGAGACCGAGCGGCUGCGGAGAGAGAACGAGCGUUUCUGGAUCGAGACCGAGCAUUUCUAGAGAGAGAACGAGCGAUUCUGGAUCGAGACCGAGCGUUUCUGGAUCGAGACCGAGCGUUUCUAGAGAGAGACCGAGCGUUUCUGGAGAGAGCCAGAGAGGAUGGAGAGAGAGAGAGAGCGCUGUUGAGGAGAGAGAGGGCAGUCCUGGAGAGGGAGGGGGUGGCUGUGGACGGACAUCAGGCUGAGAUGACGACAGAGAAGGAAGUCGUACUACAGACCCGGUUCUACCAGAGCCUGAUGGCUGCAGAUCUGGAUCCAGACCAGCUGGAGACCAGACAGAGACUGUUUUCUUUGUUCCAGAGGCUUGUUGAGAAACUGUGAGUGGAGGAUGUAUUGUUCUGUGUUGUAAAGAUAGAUUUCAUGUGAUGAAAGGCUCCCAGUUGCAAAGGAUAAACAGAUUUAGACCACUGACAACUAUUUCUGGCAGUUUGUUUUUCGCUGUUGCCAACUGCUCUUCAUGUGUUAAUAAAGACUGUGUUCCUCUCCUUUGCUGUAGAAA
Molecule: messenger RNA, 1545 nt
Organism: Siniperca chuatsi (mandarin fish)
Lineage: Eukaryota; Metazoa; Chordata; Actinopteri; Centrarchiformes; Sinipercidae
Exons: 4
Coding region: 210-1367 (385 amino acids)
Source: RefSeq, a predicted model, not a curated record